This is a messenger RNA of Brachypodium distachyon (stiff brome), 1719 nucleotides long. Its product is annotated as transcription factor DIVARICATA. The transcript has 2 exons. The record is from RefSeq and is a predicted model, not a curated record. The coding region runs from base 257 to 1183 and encodes 308 amino acids. NCBI's taxonomy places the organism in Eukaryota, Viridiplantae, Streptophyta, Magnoliopsida, Poales, Poaceae. Gene Ontology annotation, molecular function: DNA binding.
UCACAAGCAACCGCUUCUUUUUUUGAUAGCAUCACAAGCAACCACUUAUAGCUCAUCAUCUUCUGUUAACGCCUCCAACAGUGGACGCAGAACAAAACUCCAGCCAUUUUCGCAGUCCAUCGGAAUCUCGUGGUCCUCCUAUAUAGGCACGCCUCCUUCCACCUACCCCUUUCGCCUCUUUCUUUUCUUCCCCUGUCCAUCGCCGUCUUACUUCUCCGCGCACCCGUGGCACACUGUCGGAACUAGCGAGGCCGACAUGAUGGCGGAGGCGUGGACGGAUGUGCUCCUGCCGCCGGCGUCCUUCUUCUCCGCGCACCCGUGCAACAGCUGGUUCGCGCAGGCCGACCGGCGGGGCGCUAGCGGGGGCGGCGGCGGCGCCUGGACGGCAGAGGAGAACAAGGUGUUCGAGGAGGCGCUGGCUGCGAUCGACCUGGGCGCGCCGGACGGGUGGGAGAUGGUCGCGCUGAUGCUGCCCGAGAAGACGGUCGCGGAAGUGGUGAGCCACUUCAGGGCCCUCGAGAACGACGUCGGGUUCAUCGAGGCCGGGCUCGUCCCGUUCCCUCGCUACGACCACGACCACGACGCGUCGCCCCCUUCGUCCGCCGGGUUCACCCUCGACUGGGACGACGGCGGCGGGUUCAGGGGGCGCGGUUACUUCCUCAGACGCGGCGGGCGCGCCGACAAGGAGCGGAAGAAGGGCGUCGCCUGGACGGAGGAGGAGCACAGGUUGUUCUUGAAGGGGCUGAAGAAGUACGGGAGAGGGGACUGGAGGAACAUCUCGCGCAGCUACGUGACGAGCCGCACGCCGACGCAGGUGGCCAGCCACGCGCAGAAGUACUUCAACCGGCUCAGCAGCUCCGGCGGCGGCGGCAAGGACGGCAAGCGCCGCGCCAGCAUCCACGACAUCACCAUCGUCAACUUGCCCGACGACGACCACGGCCACGGCAGCACCUCGCCGUCCGCGCUCACCACCGCCUCGGACGGCCAGUUCGGUGCCCACGUCGACGCCAAGCCCUCCUCGCUCUCGCCACCGUCGCUCGGCCGGCACCGGCACUUCUUGCCGCCCGGCACUAUUAUCAGCAGCCAUCAUCCCUACGGCAGCGUGAAGCUCGAGCAGCAGAGCUCCUUCAUGGCCGGCAGCACGGGCCUCGACCUCCUGCAGAUGCAAUGCGGCCAGCUGUGACGGCGCAUCGAUCCUGACAUCCUGCCGCGGCCAAAACCGCAUCAUCGAUCCCCGGGCGCGAGCGCGACAGCACCUGCAGGGACGGGCCAAGACUCAGGCGGGCGUGCGUGCUUCCUUGCCUCGGGAACAGCUUGGUUGCAGAGUUGGUGCUCGUGUGUCCGGAUGAUGGCACCACGUAUACUCCCUUGAUCUGAGAGUGACACGGCCUUGAGCGUGCUGCUGCACUCUCCCUGAGACUGUGCUCAUGGAAAACCUCGAGAAUCCGUCGACGUGCCGUCCAGUACUCCAGUGUACAUAAUACAGUCGGGCCAAGAACUUCUUCCUCUGUAUUGAAAUAAGCACUUGAUAAAGCCUGUCGUUGUUCUCCAGUGUCGCCGGCGGCUUGGAUCAGGGGCACCGGUGUAUUAUCGCGAUGCUAUGUACUGAUAUAGGGUAGCACGGGGAGCAUGAAAAUUUGAUGCCUGUAAGAAUUCACAAGAUCUCUCGGCCAUUGUUGGAUCGCCGUAGAAGUUCAAAUUUCGUUAGGCUCUCGCUGA